AGGGAGGGGGCGGGGGACCCAGGGGGCAGGAGCCACACAAAGUCUGUGCAGGGGUGGGAGCGCACAUAGCGAUUGGAAACUGAAAGCUUAUCAGACCCUUUCUGGAAAUCAGCCCACUGUUUAUAAACUUGAGGCCCCACCCUCGACAGUACGGGGGAGGAAGAGGGCCUGCACUAGUCCAGAGGGAAACUGAGGCUCAGGGCUAGCUCGCCCAUAGACAUACAUGGCAGGCAGGCUUUGGUCAGGAUCCCUCCGCCUGCCAGGCGUCUCCCUGCCCUCCCUUCCUGCCUAGAGACCCCCACCCUCAAGCCUGGCUGGUCUUUGCCUGAGACCCAAACCUCUUUGACUUCAAGAGAAUAUUUAGGAACAAGGUGGUUUAGGGCCUUUCCUGGGAACAGGCCUUGACCCUUUAAGAAAUGACCCAAAGCCUCUCCUUGACCAAAAAGGGGACCCUCAAACUAAAGGGAAGCCUCUCUUCUGCUGUCUCCCCUGACCCCACUCCCCGCCCACCCCAGGACGAGGAGAUAACCAGGGCUGAAAGAGGCCCGCCUGGGGGCUGCAGACAUGCUUGCUGCCUGCCCUGGCGAAGGAUUGGCAGGCUUGCCUGUCACAGGACCCCCGCUGGCUGACUCAGGGGCGCAGGCCUCUUGCGGGGGAGCUGGCCUCCCCGCCCCCACGGCCACGGGCCGCCCUUUCCUGGCAGGACAGCGGGAUCUUGCAGCUGUCAGGGGAGGGGAGGCGGGGGCUGAUGUCAGGAGGGAUACAAAUAGUGCCGACGGCUGGGGGCCCUGUCUCCCCUCGCCGCAUCCACUCUCCGGCCGGCCGCCUGCCCGCCGCCUCCUCCGUGCGCCCGCCAGCCUCGCCCGCGCCGUCACCAUGAGCCAGGCCUACUCGUCCAGCCAGCGCGUGUCCUCCUACCGCCGCACCUUCGGCGGGGCCCCGGGCUUCCCGCUCGGCUCCCCGCUGAGCUCGCCCGUGUUCCCGCGGGCGGGUUUCGGCUCUAAGGGCUCCUCCAGUUCGGUGACGUCCCGCGUGUACCAGGUGUCGCGCACGUCGGGCGGGGCCGGGGGCCUGGGGUCGCUGCGGGCCAGCCGGCUGGGGACCACCCGCGCGCCCUCCUCCUACGGCGCAGGCGAGCUGCUGGACUUCUCACUGGCCGACGCGGUGAACCAGGAGUUUCUGACCACGCGCACCAACGAGAAGGUGGAGCUGCAGGAGCUCAACGACCGCUUCGCCAACUACAUCGAGAAGGUGCGCUUCCUGGAGCAGCAGAACGCGGCGCUCGCCGCCGAAGUGAACCGGCUCAAGGGUCGCGAGCCGACGCGAGUGGCCGAGCUCUACGAGGAGGAGCUGCGGGAGCUGCGGCGCCAGGUGGAGGUGCUCACUAACCAGCGCGCCCGCGUCGACGUCGAGCGCGACAACCUGCUCGACGACCUGCAGCGGCUCAAGGCCAAGCUGCAGGAGGAGAUUCAGUUGAAGGAAGAAGCAGAGAACAAUUUGGCUGCCUUCCGAGCGGACGUGGACGCAGCUACUCUAGCUCGCAUUGACCUGGAGCGCAGAAUUGAAUCUCUCAACGAGGAGAUCGCGUUCCUUAAGAAAGUGCACGAAGAGGAGAUCCGUGAGUUGCAGGCUCAGCUUCAGGAACAGCAGGUCCAGGUGGAGAUGGACAUGUCUAAGCCAGACCUCACUGCCGCCCUCAGGGACAUCCGGGCUCAGUAUGAGACCAUCGCGGCUAAGAACAUUUCUGAAGCUGAGGAGUGGUACAAGUCGAAGGUGUCAGACCUGACCCAGGCAGCCAACAAGAACAACGACGCCCUGCGCCAGGCCAAGCAGGAGAUGAUGGAAUACCGACACCAGAUCCAGUCCUACACCUGCGAGAUUGACGCCCUCAAGGGCACUAACGAUUCCCUGAUGAGGCAGAUGCGGGAAUUGGAGGACCGAUUUGCCAGUGAGGCCAGUGGCUACCAGGACAACAUUGCGCGCCUGGAGGAGGAAAUCCGGCACCUCAAGGAUGAGAUGGCCCGCCAUCUGCGCGAGUACCAGGACCUGCUCAACGUGAAGAUGGCCCUGGAUGUGGAGAUUGCCACCUACCGGAAGCUGCUGGAGGGAGAGGAGAGCCGGAUCAAUCUCCCCAUCCAGACCUACUCUGCCCUCAACUUCCGAGAAACCAGCCCUGAGCAAAGGGGUUCUGAGGUCCAUACCAAGAAGACGGUGAUGAUCAAGACCAUCGAGACACGGGAUGGGGAGGUCGUCAGUGAGGCCACACAGCAGCAGCAUGAAGUGCUCUAAAGACAGAGACCCUCUGCCACCAGAGACCGUCCUCACCCCUGUCCUCACUGCUCCCUGAAGCCAGCCUUCUUCCAUCCCAGGACACCACACCCAGCCUCAGUCCUCCCCUCACAGCCUCUGACCCCUCCUCACUGGCCAUCCCUCGUGGUCCCCAACAGCGACAUAGCCCAUCCCUGCCUGGUCACAGGGCAUGCCCCAGCCACCUCUGCGGACCCCAGCUGUGAGCCUUGGCUGUUGGCAGUGAGUGAGCCUGGCUCUUGCGCUGGAUGGAGCCCAGGCGGGAGUGGUGGCCCUGUCCCUCCCACCUCUGUGACCUCAGGCACUAGCCUUUGGCUCUGGAGACAGCCUCAGAGCAGGGUGUUGGGAUACUGCAGGGCCAGGACUGAGCCCCGCAGACCUCCCCAGCCCCCAGCCCAGGAGAGAGAAAGCCAGGCAGGUAGCCAGGGGGACUAGCCCCUGUGGAGACUGGGGGGCUUGAAAUUGUCCCCGUGGUCUCUUACUUUCCUUUCCCCAGCCCAGGGUGGACUUAGAAAGCAGGGGCUACAAGAGGGAAUCCCCGAAGGUGCUGGAGGUGGGAGCAGGAGAUUGAGAAGGAGAGAAAGUGGGUGAGAUGCUGGAGAAGAGAGGAGAGGAGAGAGGCAGAGAGUGGUCUCAGGCUGGUGGGAGGGGCGCCACCUCCCCACGCCCUCCCCUCCCCCGCUGCAGGGGCUCUGGAGAGAAACAAUAAAGAGAUUCACACACAA
Messenger RNA from Gorilla gorilla gorilla (western lowland gorilla), 3032 nucleotides. It is a transcript of the gene DES, whose product is annotated as desmin. Lineage: Eukaryota; Metazoa; Chordata; Mammalia; Primates; Hominidae. Gene Ontology annotation, molecular function: structural constituent of cytoskeleton. Gene Ontology annotation, biological process: intermediate filament organization; skeletal muscle organ development. The transcript has 9 exons. Gene Ontology annotation, cellular component: cell-cell junction; sarcolemma; Z disc. The record is from RefSeq and is a predicted model, not a curated record. Bases 565 to 2289 code for a protein of 574 amino acids.